AUGAUUUCGUUGACAGGCUUUUCAGAUUGUGUGUAUGAUUCUAAUUGGAUGUUUGUCAAAACAAAUUUCGAUGAAAAUAAUAUUCAAAGAUCUUUAAAACAACCUAAUUCAACAAACUCUGUUAGAGCAUUAAAAAAUCUUUGCAUCGGUCUCUUGAACAAACUUGAAAAAUCAACAUAUUGCUUGAUUUAUUUGGGUGACACUGCUAAAGCUGCUUAA
Racocetra persica is the source of this 219-nucleotide messenger RNA. NCBI's taxonomy places the organism in Eukaryota, Fungi, Glomeromycota, Glomeromycetes, Diversisporales, Gigasporaceae. The record is from the annotation of a GenBank genome assembly.